Messenger RNA from Lingula anatina, 2980 nucleotides. RefSeq names its product galanin receptor 2a. Gene Ontology annotation, molecular function: G protein-coupled receptor activity. The record is from RefSeq and is a predicted model, not a curated record. Gene Ontology annotation, cellular component: plasma membrane. NCBI's taxonomy places the organism in Eukaryota, Metazoa, Brachiopoda, Lingulata, Lingulida, Lingulidae. Gene Ontology annotation, biological process: G protein-coupled receptor signaling pathway.
UGGAGUAUGGUGGAAGAAAAAUCGAAUUAAGAUAAGUAAACGGUACAUUUUUUAGAUUUCACAACGCUUUGAUCGCUGAUUUAUUCUUGUUACAGCUUUAUUUAUUAUGUGAGAGGAGAAACAUGAGGACAUUCAGACCUGUGCAGUCUCUGCGCCAUUAGAGAUAAUUCACCUUAAAAUGACUGAGAGCUCAUCUUGCACUGUUGUUCUGAAGUUUCAGUCAGCGACACGCGCGGAGGGAAAUAAUAAGUGACAGCUGAUUGGUCAGUUUCUGCUCUAUCUAUUGAAACCUUCCCACCAAUCAAAAUUGGCUGAAUAUGGCUCUACUGGAUUUAAACUCCAACUCUUCAGUAAACAUCAGUAUUGGAAUGAAUGUUACGCUAGAAUUCCCGGACAGGAACUCAGUAGACGACAGCGAGGCCCUGGCCGUGGCUGCUGUCCUAUUCCCGGUGCUAAUGGGGGUAGUGUUGACGGUGGGGAUUCUUCUGAAUGCGCUCGUGGUGUGCGUUACGCUAUCCACAAACGCUAUUAUGACGUGUGCCAGUUCUUUAUUCCUGAACUUGGCCGUCAGUGAUUUGGUGUUUCUCGUGUUCUGCCUGCCGAUUCAGUGCGCUUAUUUCGCCUCUCAGCUGAAUCUUCAUCUGGGCCGGAUGACGUGCAAGUUGCUGUACUUUAUUCAAUACACCACGCUGGGGGCGAGCAUUUACACCAUGACUGUGAUAUCAGUGUUUAGACUCUUUGCGGUGGUAUUGCCACUGAAGUCAUUCGGCAGACUAACGUGCCGCCAUGCCGUCGUGUCCAGCCUGGUCGUGUGGAUCUUUGUCUCGCUGGUAAACAUUCCAAUUCUUAUAUACUACGAUGAGCCCGACCAGAAACCCGGGAUCCACAUCUGCACCUUGCACAUGUCCACGAUGCUACCGUUCUACCUGAACGUUUUCAUCAUGACGGGAAUGGAUUUCUUUCUCCCGCUGGUUGUGACUGGGUUUGCGUCUCUUUAUCUCCUCUGGGAGCUCUGUAAAUCGCCGAUAUUGCAGCCCCGGAGGUACUCCAUCAACUCCACCAAGGCCUGCGACACGUGCAUACACACCCGGAACAAACAACUGGUGGUUCUUAUUGGAGCCGUGGAUUUAUCUUUUCUAAUAUGCUGGGGGCCGGCGCAGAUUCUUUUCAUUAUGAUUGCCGCGGGUUACCAAAUCCCGCGAAUCCUCGACCAGGCUAUUCUGGCAGUAAUUGUCUAUUCUCUGGCCUUCGGACACUCGUGCGUGAACCCGAUUUUGUACAAUUUUGCUUCUCGCGGGUUUCGCAGAGCAACAAGAAAGUUUUUGGUGCGUUGGAUUCGCAAACUGAAGUGUGUGAAGAGAACGGACAAUGCCAGGGAGAGCGGCACAGGACACCACGGGAUUUUCAAAGGAAAUCGGCCCAAUGACAGAUCAAAGUCACAAAGCAAAUGCCAGCACCAUCACAUCGCCUACGUGUACGAAACGGCAGUUUAAGAUUUUUUUGGAAAUAUUAUUUCAUUGGAAAGUUUGACUUGUUUCGACCAGGAAUACACGCUGUACAUUAAUAUGUACUAGUUAAUUGGCAAUACCGUAUGGUUUUAAGAUACAAUGCACAGAAUUGAAAUAUCGUAACUUUUAAUUUCUGAGUAUGUACUUUUAGAUACAAAGGCAAGCUAUAAUUCUUCUUAUGUACUGACAUUUCUACAAGAUUUUAAAAUGAAUACAGUGAUUUCAAGUAAAAGUUCUGCAUUAAGGCUUAAGUGCUUGAGUUAAAAAGAAAACUUGUUGCCUUUCUACUGUUCACACAGUCAAUGGCGGGGGCAGUGGGGUGCAGAAGGUAUGUGUACCUCCCAUAUCCUCUGAGCCACAAACUUCUUUUUAUGGCCACCAAAAACCGAUAUUACGGCACAAGACCAAAAUAAGUAUAUACUUCACCACCCGGUGUCCUACUGGUUAUAGUACAUGUUACACAUGUGUUCUCGUAUAUCGUUGUAUACUACCAAGUGCAAUGAGGCAAACGUUUUAUAUUAUCCCCCCCCCCUCUCUGCAGCCAAACGGUUGAACCCCCCAGUGUAUGGAACACGUCAAAUCAAACGGUAUUUUAUGUUGUGUAAACAUCGUAAUUCGCGGUCUCACGGGGAUGCUGUAUACGGAGUCAGGACACGGGAUGUUGUUUAUACCGAAUAAAAGUGAAUCAUCGGUUUACAAAACGCGUCAGGAUAAAUUGCUCAUCGUUAUUGUUAUUUAUUUCGGCAUUGAUAUUUUAUUUUUCAUUUCCCCGUGUAAUUGGUGCCAAUAAUUGUCAAAUAAUAACUGUCUUUGUUACACUACAACUGUAAUUCCGACAAGGCUAGAGUUUACACUAUAUUUGUCAUGGUCUUUGUAUCAUUAUGGUUUAAUAUUCUUUUUUGAUAAGAAUGUAAUGAUUUUGCAUGAUGAUGACUUCACGGAGUGUAAGUAAGCGGCAUUUCUCGAGCCUAGGACCCACUGCCAGGUUCUAGUUGGAGCCAAAAUAUGCUGUACCUUUGUUUUGGCAAUUGCUUGUCUUAUCGUCGAGUAACACAAUGAGAGGGAAAUGUCUGCGUAGAUCAUGUAGAAACCAUUCUUAUUGUUCUCCUUAGAGAGCACGAUGGCUUGUUAACCAAUAUUCUGAAAAAAAAACGCGCUGUAAUUAUAAAAAGCCACCAAACGAAGAUCUUUUUCUCUCAGGGGGAUCAUUGCCGCGAUCCCCACCAUUAUUGCAUGCGUGUUUAAAAGCCAGUGGCACAGUUCUGUAUACUUGUAAUAGGCAAAGCACGACUAACAGAUCAAUGGCUGAAAUUACAAACCUGAACAUUUCUGACAAAUGUUAAUUGCGUUGGUAAAAAUCCGAGCAUGCAAGCGUCUACUUCAUUUUAGUAGCAUUGCGUGACUGCCUUAGUGGUUUGUGGCGAAUCUGUUAAAAAUAAAGCACAUGCUAAACACAUUAAAUGGGAUUAUUG